Molecule: messenger RNA, 603 nt
Organism: Trichomycterus rosablanca
Lineage: Eukaryota; Metazoa; Chordata; Actinopteri; Siluriformes; Trichomycteridae
Product: general transcription factor II-I repeat domain-containing protein 2-like
Exons: 2
Coding region: 31-327 (98 amino acids)
Source: RefSeq, a predicted model, not a curated record
GCUGCGUCUUUCUGGUUUAAGUUUGUAAAAAUGUCGAAGCGCAGGAAAGUUGAUGAUGAAUGUCGCGUCUUUCAAGAAAAAAGGACAACGGAUUUCUUUUUUGUAGAAGUGAAAGGAAAACCAGUAUGUUUAAUUUGUGGAGAAUCUCUCGCUGUUCUAAAGAAAAAUAAUAUUGAAAGACAUCAUACCACCAAACACGCAAAGUAUAGCACUCUGCAGGGAUCGGAACGAGCGGAGAAAAUAAAGGUGCUCAAACAUAAUUUGAUUGCACAGCAAACUUCCUUCACACGACCCAGAAAGGAACUGGACAGUGUGACUGAGGCUUGAGGCCAAUGUAGUUUCCAGGUACAUGAUGUUUCCCUGUUUUACGGUCCAAAGGAAGGUCACUUGCAGGGGUGCAAAGAACACGUAGUCUCUGUGUAAGGUCAGAAGAUUAAAAGAUCAAAUAUAUCAUUGUUAGAAAAUAGUGAAUGUAUAAGUUUUGAGCUUUGUAUUAUUUAUCUGUAAAAUAUUAAUUAAAGCUAAAAGUGUGCAAACAUUAUUUAGCAUUUUUAGUCAGGAGUAGAACGUACCUGUUUCAGCGAACCACUAGAGGUGAGGAGA